AGAUAUUAUUUGUCAAAAUAGUAUAUCAGCUGGCUUAUUGAUGAAUUUAGCUAACUAAAAACAAGGUUUAUGUGUUAAAUAAAAGCAAUUUAAUGUGUUUGAAACAUGAACGAAUCAACAUCAAAAAAGAUACUUUUUAAUAAAUCAUCACUAUUAAGCUUAAAAGCAGAAUUACUAAAGAAACAAGAAGAGGUUUACGAGAAGAAACAUCUGCCUCAGCAUAAAAUAGAGAAUUUUAAACCAGCUCCUUCAAAGCCUAGUAUUGAGGAAACUAAGGAACACUCGAAGAAGAGUUUUAAAGAUAGCCUAAAGGCUGUAGACACUGAAGAGUUAGAGGCAAAUAGGAAAGUAAAGGCAGCUUUAGAAAAGAAGGCAGAGCUGUAUGAACACUUGAAGGACGGUGCAGGUGACUCACAGUUGGCUGGCAGAUUUUUAGUGGACUUCAAAAAUAAAAAACAGCAAGAAAGAGAUGAUUCACAAGAAGAUUGCAAUUCACAAGCUCCAGAAGCAUCUUAUCAGGAUGAUGACAAUGAUUGGGUUGAGUUCACUGAUUGUCUUGGUCGCACACGCAAGUGUCACAAAUCAGACCUAGAUCUAUACAUGAAACGAGAUAGAGAUCUUGUGAAAAUUUUAACCAAUGAUCAUGAUAAUAAAGAUGAUACUAAGGAGUCAUCGAAUACCACUACUCCUCAAAGCGAAAAACCACUACUAGUGCAAAAAACAAAUGACUAUCUACAGUCACUACGUGAGAAAUGGGAGGAAAAAGAGAAGGAGCUGCUUGCCAAAGACAAGGAUAUUCACUACCAGGAUCUAUUGUUUGAUGAGGCGCGCAUCCACGGCGUCGGCUACUACUCCUUCAGCACCGACGAGACGGAGCGUCGGCGGCAGAUGGACGAACUCUUGAAGCAGCGGGAGGAGACGCUGCGGGCGCAGAAGGAAGCCGAAGCAGUGAGGAAGAAGCGUGACGAGUUGCUGGCGGCAAGAGUCGCGGCCGCGCGCGCUCGUCAGAGGGCUAGGGCUGGCUUACCGCCGGAAGAGCCGAAAGCGCAAAACGAAAAGGACUUCACCACAUGCUUGCUAGAAUUCUUGACUCAGCAGAAGAACGAGGCAGACGCCAAAGCGAAAGAAGAAGAAAAGAAACUUCGGGAAGAACAAGAGAAGGAAAGGCAAAAGUUGCGGGACGCAUACAUCCGCGAAUGGGACUUGGGCAAGGAAGGGGUUGAGGGUAAAGUCAAGAAAUUCCGGGAAAUGACCCAAGAAGAAUACGUAGAGCAGCAGAGAAGUAAACGCAUAGACGAAUUCGCACCACCAAAAAGUUCAUCGUCCUCAAAAUCUGUUCACACUUUCGAUGAAAGUGGUAGAAGUUCUUCUGGGUUGAAUCCAUCUGCGCCAAAAACGUGGUCAGAAGUAAGACCGAUGGAAGCUCCCCCGCCCCCAGAUAUAGGAGAUAUCAGUGCGUUAGACGAACAAAAAGGCUUAUACUUUUCUACCAAGAAACCUGCUAACACCAUUAAAUACAAGAACUUUGUUAAACCCCAAGAACCAACGCCCAUAGAAAAUGAACUUAGUGACGAUGAAGGUGAAGGUGAACAAAUAAGGCCACAAAAAAGAAAAUCUGAAAGAGAUCAUUCAGAAAUAGCACCUCCUCCGACCUACGACUAUUAUGGGCCCACGCCAAAACAUUCUAGACCCAAAAAACCAUUCGAGUCUGACAUUAGGGAAGCAUACGCACAGGGCGCGAAAAGCCUAGAGGCAAAAGGUAACGAUAGGCAACUAUCAAAAGCGUAUGACUUCACAUUUGAUUGAUAUACAUUUUAUGUAAAUAAAAAUGCUAAGUGUAAA
Molecule: messenger RNA, 1842 nt
Organism: Ostrinia nubilalis (European corn borer)
Lineage: Eukaryota; Metazoa; Arthropoda; Insecta; Lepidoptera; Crambidae
Product: coiled-coil domain-containing protein 174
Exons: 7
Coding region: 106-1806 (566 amino acids)
Cellular component (GO): nucleus
Source: RefSeq, a predicted model, not a curated record